Molecule: messenger RNA, 2036 nt
Organism: Ictalurus punctatus (channel catfish)
Lineage: Eukaryota; Metazoa; Chordata; Actinopteri; Siluriformes; Ictaluridae
Gene: ttll2
Product: tubulin tyrosine ligase-like family, member 2
Biological process (GO): protein polyglutamylation; microtubule cytoskeleton organization
Cellular component (GO): cilium
Molecular function (GO): tubulin binding; tubulin-glutamic acid ligase activity
Source: RefSeq, a predicted model, not a curated record
UGAAAAUACGCUAUGGAAAAACAUUAAAUAUCAUUUUCAUUUGGAAUAGCAGACCUCCAAACAUUUAAAUGAAUGAAAAUUUCAAAAACAAACAAAUAAAUAAAUAAAUAGACACAAUGUAACAUAUCUCCUGAGAUCACGUUUUGUCAACAUCAGCGUUUUUAAAUAUAUUAAGUAUUUCUUUACUGAAAAAAAUCAAUAAAAAUUCACAAAUCACAAACAUUAACCAUGAUUAUGAACCUGAUUCAGCAGCUGACUAUGAGAGAAUACCACAUCCUAGAAAAUCUGCAAAAACUCUGCUAGAAACCUACCUGUAUAUAUGUAAGAAAAGAUAUGAAAUGGUGUAUAAUUGACUUUCUUUACUUCCUGGUAACCUAACCUGUAAGAAUGAGUAAGGAAUAAAACCCUCGGGGGCAUGUUGUUACAGGAAAAUAAUCACUGAUAGGGUGGAAACUUGCCAACACUAACCAUUUUUAUUUAUUACAUGACACAUCAUACUUUUAUAUUCAUUUAUAAUUAUAUUUAAUGCUGUUGGACUUCAGAAAAACAAGUUAUUGCAGAGGAUUGUGUGUGGACUCAUGAUGUAUUACGCCAAUAAAUCCUGAGUUGGUGGGUGGGGGUAUUUGUCAAAGGGAUUUGUCAGUAGCGUCUUCUUUCACAAAAACAAAUAUUGCAGUUUUACGAUUUUGUAUUUACGGUAAUGUUCAGUUGUACGUUUCAUUAUGUUUUUGUUUUCUCUCCUUUAGGAAUACUCCAUUUCCUUGCUUUGUUGAAAGCUGUGUGGUUCUCUCCAUGUCUUCAAGGCCAUGUGUUAAUACCCGCCUUGUGUUCCGGCUCCACGAGAACGCUCCAGACGUGGUGCAUGAGGUGCUCCGGGAGGAGUUCGACCCUCAGGAGCAGGAGGAAGGAGACUGGAAUCUGUACUGGCGCAGCUCGGCUUUCCGCAGCUCAGGCUAUGAGAAUGUGUUGUACUUUCAGAGGCUGAAUCAUCACCCUAAAACAGCGAUUAUCUCACGCGAGGAUUGCCUGGCACAGAAUCUGAGAAGAAUGAGAGGCAGGUACGGCCCUGCGCUUUAUGACUUCAGUCCCCUGGCCUUCAUCCUGCCAAACGAUUACACCAGGUUUCUGGAGGAGUACGAAAAAAACAGAGGAAAGCGCGUGGACUGGAUCUGUAAGCCGGUGGAUCUCUCUCGAGGGAGGGGUAUAUUUAUCUCUGAGAAUAUCAUACACUUGACUUAUGCCUCACCAGUGAUUGUACAGAAAUAUAUAAGCAACCCGUCUGAUCUGCGCAUCUACGUGUGUGUGAAGAGUUUCCGUCCUCUUACGAUCUACAUGCACCAGGACGGCGUAGCGUGUUUCCAUCCAUCUUCUAUACCGCUUAUCCUUUUCAGGGUCACGGGGAAACCUGGAGCCUAUCCCAGGGAGCAUGGGGCACAAGGCGGGGUACACCCUGGACAGGGUGCCAGUCCAUCACAGGGCACAAUCACAUACACACUCACACACCCAUUCAUACACUACGGACACUUUGGACACGCCAAUCAGCCUACCAUGCAUGUGUUUGGACUGGGGGAGGAAACCGGAGUACCCGGAGGAAACCCCCGCAGCACGGGGAGAACAUGCACACUCCGCACACACAGGGCCACAGUGGGAAACAAACCCCCAACCUUGGAGGUGGGAGGCAAACGUGAUAACCACUAAGCCACCGUGCGCCCCGUAGCAUAUUUCACGACUGAUAAAUACGACCUGGCAUCUCUAGACAACCUGUUCUCUCACCUCACAAAUCAACAAAUUGGGUUUAUUCUACAGCACGGAUAAAGAGUGCGUAGGUCAGGGGUGUAAGUGGGCCAUGAGUAAAUUCCGCAGCUUCCUUCACAGCCAAGACAUCAGUGAAGUUCAGCUCUGGCAAAAAAAUCAGCUGUGUGGAGCUGUUUGGAUUUGAUAUCCUCAUCGAUUCCAACUUCAAGCCUUGGCUUUUAGAGGUCAAUUACAAUCCGGCACGUUCUUUGGACUGUCCUGUUGAUAUAAAGGUCAAAAAA